This is a messenger RNA of Rhodofomes roseus, 5003 nucleotides long. Its product is annotated as glycosyltransferase family 2 protein. Gene Ontology annotation, molecular function: chitin synthase activity. The record is from RefSeq and is a predicted model, not a curated record. The transcript has 6 exons. NCBI's taxonomy places the organism in Eukaryota, Fungi, Basidiomycota, Agaricomycetes, Polyporales, Fomitopsidaceae. Gene Ontology annotation, cellular component: cell septum; cell periphery. Bases 108 to 4577 code for a protein of 1489 amino acids.
GUUGGCCUUCUUCGCGGUGCUCUCACGUUCUACCUCACACCUGCAUUCACUCGCUCGCCCUGCCCGCCUUGCAUGCGCUGACCGCCCGCCGUCCUCCAUCCACCACCAUGGACCACCGCGGACAACGUCCUCCGCGUUCAGCCCGUCCGCCCAACGCUCAGUCCCCGCCGGCCGACUAUGAGCCCCCCAACGUCCCGUAUGGCACCCACUACGGCAACCGUCCGCCCCCGAUGCCUACCAUCGACUCUUACACCGGUGUGUCUUUCCAGGGCAAGGAGAGCGGCGACCGUCGCAACCCCAUCGACCAGGCCCGCACCCGCGCUCACACCGCCUACAACAACAACCAGCUCCAGUCGCCAGAGUCGCCUAGCGACGCUGCUUUCAUGGAGGACGGGAUGGCGGGCGUGGGUGCCAGCGGAGUAGGUCGGAAGAAGAGCUUGGUGAGGCCGGACAGAGAGAAGAUCGAGCCCGGACAUCGGUUGUGGCAUUACAGGAAUCAUGCACAACAGAUGGAGGAUGAGGGAGGGGGGAAUGCUAUCCCGUCGACAACGGGAAACAUCCCGCAAAGAGGCAACCUACGGCGAGGCAAAUCUCUCCUUGCACGAGACGAGGACGUUCACGAGUCCGGUCUUGCUCUCUUCAAGCGGGGCCAGACAUUGCGUCGCAAGAAGGCACCAGCACCAGCGGAUGCCACACCCAAGAGGAGUUGCAUGGAUAGACUGGGUCCUGGUCCGAAGGGCCCAUGGUUCAUGUAUUGCUUUAUUCUUACCUGCCUAGUACCUCCACCACUGCUUCGAUUGUUCGGCAUCCGCACUCCGGAACAAAUCAGAGCAUGGCGAGAGAAGAUGGGUCUACUAGGGAUCAUCCUCGCGUUGAUGGCGGUUGUAGGUUUCAUCACGUUCGGGUUCACGCGUACCGUCUGCGGUACACCGAACAACCGGUACCAGUCAGGCUCAGUGGAGAACGCUUCGGUGAUCGUCCAUGGCUACGACUACGAUUUCUCGAACUUCAAUCAUCCUGCGGUUGGCAACUUCGAUGGGAAGACGAACCCGCUAUAUGUCGGAGGAUGGAAAGCGGCAGGCAACGACAUCUCGUUCAUGUUCCAGAAUACCGGCGGCCACUGCUCGAACUACAUCACGAAGGCGAGCGGAUCGUCGAUUAGUGGUAGUACCAGCGAUCCGGAGUGGUACUUCCCGUGCAACGUUCACGGCCAGAACAGCGGCUUGCCAGUCAACUCGACGAACUAUGGCUCGGACACGACGUGUCACACGGCUUCAUCGGCACGUAGCCAGCUCUCCAGCAUGAAGCCAUUGGGCCAGGUCUACUUUACUUGGGACCAAGUCGCAGAUGGCUCACGCAAUCUCGUUGUCUGGGAAUCCGCUGUCCUCGAUUUUGAUUUGCUUCAAUGGCUCGAUACAUCCGAGGUCAGCUACCCCUCUGUCUUCGAUGAGUUCAAGAAGGGCAAUGGCACGUAUAACGGCAAAGAUCUGUCGAUGUACUUCAUGCGCACGGACCAGAAAGACCUCGCGCUGUGCCUCCAGCAGAUCAUUCAGGUAGGCUUCAUCGACACCAACACGAUCGGCUGUGUCGCUUCGCAGAUCGUGCUCUACGUCUCGUUGGUCUUCAUUAUUGGAGUCGUGGGCAUCCGCUUCGCCAUCGCGCUGUUCUUCUUCUGGUUCAUCUCCGCCAAGGUCGGGAAUUACAACAACGAGACCCACCAGCAGCGCCGGCAGCGCAUGCUCGAGAUCGAGAACUGGACGAACGACAUCUACAAGCCUGCUCCCGCCGAGUACCGUCCGAACGUGCACAAGAAUGGCGUCGCGAAGGGCGCGAAGGGCGCGAAGAGGAAGACGUUCCUGCCGAGCACUUCGCGUUUCACGCCCGCGGAGACGGCGCUGAAGCCUGGUGUCCUUGGUAGUCGUACCUCGGCUGCGUACGGCAUACUCGAGCCCGUUCCCCACAAGAAGGCUGCGGCCACCAUGAGCUUGUACGGAGGCAGGAGCACGACCAAGCUCACACCUCCGGACACGCCUGGGUAUCGCCACUCGAGGAGCUCCGUGUCACUCGCGGCGGAAGGGACGCAUGCGCUUUUCCCUGAGAAUCCCUGCCCGUUCCCGCUGCACAACGUCGUGCCGCAGCCGCCUCCGGACUACGAGCCGUUCCACUUCCCCCUCGCACAUACCAUCUGUCUGGUGACGGCUUACUCCGAGUCGACGGAGGGGUUGAGGACAACGCUGGAUUCCCUUGCGACGACGGACUACCCGAACAGCCACAAGCUCAUGCUAGUCAUCGCCGACGGUAUGGUCAAGGGUGCCGGGAACACGAUGACGACGCCAGAGAUCUGUCUGUCGAUGAUGAAGGACUUUAUCAUCGCUCCGGAGGAUGUCGAGGCACACUCAUACGUCGCCAUCGCCGACGGUCACAAGCGACAUAACAUGGCCAAGGUCUACGCGGGCUUCUACGACUACGAUGACGCGACGAUCGAGCGGAGCAAGCAGCAGCGCGUCCCGAUGAUUCUCGUCGCAAAGGUCGGCAACCCGCUCGAGGCGAACGACGGCAAGCCGGGCAACCGUGGCAAGCGCGACUCGCAGAUCGUGCUCAUGGCGUUCCUGCAAAAGGUCAUGUUCGACGAGCGCAUGACGACGUUCGAGUACGAGUUCUUCAACUCGAUCUGGCGUUGCACCGGGGUCAGCCCGGACCGGUACGAGAUGGUGCUUUGCGUCGAUGCGGACACAAAGGUCUUCCCGGAUUCCGUCAGUCGCAUGGUGGCGUGUAUGGUCCAGGAUUACGAGGUCAUGGGCAUCUGUGGCGAGACCAAGAUCGCCAACAAGACUGAUUCCUGGGUUACGAUGAUACAAGUCUUCGAAUACUUCAUUUCGCACCACAUGACGAAAGCGUUCGAAUCUACGUUUGGUAGUGUUACGUGUUUGCCGGGUUGCUUCAGUAUGUAUCGCAUCAAGGCACCGAAGGGCGAUUCUGGCUACUGGGUGCCUAUCUUGGCUAACCCGGACAUCGUGGAGCACUACUCGGAGAACAUCGUCGACACCUUGCACAAGAAGAACCUGCUGCUGCUCGGAGAGGAUCGAUAUCUGACCACUCUGCUUCUGAAGACGUUCCCGAAGCGCAAGAACAUCUUCUGUGCCUCGGCGGUAUGCAAGACCAUUGUCCCCGAUACCUUCAUGAUCCUCCUGUCUCAGCGUCGUCGUUGGAUCAACUCGACUGUGCACAACCUUGCGGAACUGAUACUCGUUCGGGACAUGUGCGGUACCUUCUGCUUCUCUAUGCAGUUCGUCGUUGGUAUGGAGCUUGUCGGAACGCUAGUCCUCCCCGCUGCCAUCUCCUUCACGCUCUACGUCAUCAUCGACACGAUCAUCCCGCACUCGUCUAGUACCACGAUCCCUCUGGUCCUCCUCGGCAUUAUCCUCGGUCUACCCGGUAUUCUGAUCGUCAUCACAUCGUUCAAGCUGGCAUACGUGGGCUGGAUGGUCAUCUACCUCUUCUCCUUGCCCAUCUGGAACGGUGUCCUACCGGCGUACGCAUACUGGCACUUUGAUGACUUCUCCUGGGGUCAGACGAGGCAGGUCGCUGGCGACAAGGCUGGCGGCAACCACGGUGACAAGGAGGGCGAGUUUGACUCGACCCAUAUCGUCAUGAAACGAUGGGCCGAGUUUGAGCGUGAAAGGCGAUGGAAGAGUGGGACUCAGUCGAGGGACUCCACGGUAUUCGACUACCGCUCGUAUUCGCCGAAGAGAGGCGACAGUCGACGGCCAUCAAUGUCUUCUAUGGCUGACCCGCAAUACAAUCAGCAAUACGAUUCAGAGACGUACGAGUCGUCGAAUAUGCCUCCUUCACGACCCAGGAAAGACAGCAACCAACUCCUCAUGCUGCCCGCCCCUCUGGCUGUCAACAGCAGACAACCUCAUCUUCCCGCCACCACACCAUCCGUAUCAACCUCUGGCAUGUCGCGCUCGAGCACGGACGAGAACACGUCAGAACUGGGAUCGUCCCACAAGCUAGUCUCCAGUCCGUCUCCGAACAACGACUACCAGGAUGAUUAUGAUUCACCCUAUCAAUCUGAGUCUCACCAACAGCCGACCUAUGCGCAACAACAGUCGUUCGUGCAAGAGCCGACAUCGCAAUACCCCACACAAUCGUAUCCACAACAGGGUGGUGCAUUCCAGGAACGUGUAGUGCGUACAGCUACUGCAAGCGGCGCGACUCUUCGGCAAGCCCCUGCAGCCAAUGCGUACUCAGGCGAGGUCUUCAACCCGUAUGGCUACCAGGCGGGUGGAGGGUUCGUCGACGAACCUGCUCAGUCUUACAGUCCGAGCGAGUCCGAGCAGUCGGGACCACCUCCACCUCCACCGAAGACGCCUGCGCAUGCGCAGACAAGAGCAGCCCGCGGAUUCAGCCUGGCAGAUAACGGGCCUGUACCCGCUCCUGGUGGUGGUGUGCGGAGAGUUUCAAGACAACAGGGCCGGCGUCCGCCGUCGCAGGCGCCGCCACAGAACAGGUACUCGCGUUCGUCGACCCUGCCCCCGGGAGCGGCUCCCCCGCAGCCUGGGUAUGGUUACUGAGCACUCGGCGGAUGUGCUUGUAUAGGCGUCGUGCGAUUGUCAGGACCUGAGGACGUCAGGACUUGGAACUAUGUUACACGCUGACAUUUUCAAGAUUCUUUUCUAGUACCACGUUCUUCACUUAGUACGCUUUUGGACACUCAUUUCUUCCUUCGUUAGCACGUCAUGACCUGUACGAUGAGCAUUCCCUACACCACUGGACUUCCUGCAUACGCGAUUUAUCAUACCCUACAUUGUCCUAUUGACUUAUGGACGAACACUAAUAGCGAGUAUGAUUGUACGCAUCCGUCUGACAAGGCUAUAAGACCAGCUUACAGUGGAGGUGCAUUGUCUCCUCGUCGACAUCGUUCUGCGCAGACGAAAAACGCACAAUUAUCACUCAAAAGGCACGUCAGCGCAGACAGUUCCAGUUCAGCCAUCAUCGAC